AUGAGGAUUUCAGCUGUAGUUUUAAUCAUUGCCAUCUCCGUGGCAUUGACUGUGAGUAUCACCAUCAGGUCCAUGAUAUUUCCUCUUGACAGCAGCAGCUCUGGUGGCCCGUCCAGUACCGGUUAUGUGGAGAUGAUCCCACAGAAUCCCCUGAACCUGAGGGCCUUCACUCUGUGCAUGCGUCUGGGCACCGAGCUGUCCAUGACCACCACCGAGCGCUCCAUCAUCCUGUUCGCCUACAGGACCUCGCAACAUGAUGAGCUCAACGUAUGGCAGGAAGUGGACGGCAGAUUGUCCCUGUACCUGAGUGGGAGUUCAGAUGGCGUUCUAUUCCAAGUCCCUGGUCUCGGGGCCCUUCACACCCAUCUGUGUUUGACCUGGGAUUCCAGCUCAGGUGCAACUGCCCUCUUCAUGAACGGACAGAGGAGUCUGACCAAGAUUUACAAGAAGAACCACAAUGUGAGCUCUGGAGGCAGGGUCAUCCUGGGACAAGACCCUGACUCACUUCUGGGGGAUUUUGAUGCCGACCAGAGUUUUGUUGGAGAGAUUUAUGACGUGAAUAUGUGGAGCUCAGUCCUCUCAGACAGCACCAUCCAGGACAUGUUUGCAGGGAGGGCAGUGCCCAGACCAGACAUAUUGGACUGGGAAACUGCAGAGCUGCGAAGGAAUGGGGACACAACGAUGAUUGAACAUGAGCUGUAG
This is a messenger RNA of Sphaeramia orbicularis (orbiculate cardinalfish), 702 nucleotides long. Its product is annotated as pentraxin fusion protein-like. Lineage: Eukaryota; Metazoa; Chordata; Actinopteri; Kurtiformes; Apogonidae. The coding region runs from base 1 to 702 and encodes 233 amino acids. The record is from RefSeq and is a predicted model, not a curated record. The transcript has 3 exons.